Molecule: messenger RNA, 342 nt
Organism: Linnemannia hyalina
Lineage: Eukaryota; Fungi; Mortierellomycota; Mortierellomycetes; Mortierellales; Mortierellaceae
Source: the annotation of a GenBank genome assembly
AUGUCGUCCGUCGAAAAGAGAACCACCAGAACUACAUCGGAACAGACCUCCUUUGGUUCUUCCUCCUCAUCCUCCGCCUCAUCGUCAUCAGGAUCCCGCUCCUCUGUCAACAUCUCGUCCUCUACUCUUGCCAAGUUGGCGUUCUUCACGGUCGCUAUGAUCGUAUUCCCUAUCGCAACCUACUUUCUCACCGUCGACCAGUACUUUGGAGGCAACGCGACGUAUGCAGGAAUUAGCGCUGCUGUGAUGGCCAACGUGAUCCUCAUUGCAUACGUUGCCGUCGCCGUCAUGGAGGACUCUCAGGCCGGCCCAGCACCCGUCUCCAUCAAGAAGCAGCAAUAA